UUCCCCUCACCCCUUUCCUUUUCUCUUUUUUCGCACAAAAUAGUCCCUAAAAUUAAUUUUAUAGAUUAGUUUGGUGUCAUCCAUACCUCUCACUAGAGAAUUUUCAAUUCAUUACUGCUAAUUUAAAAGUUUUGCUGUUUAAAUACUUUUUUAUUAAGUGAAUUUGCAUGAUUGGGUGUAGUGUCAUAACAUUUUAAAUUAGACUAAGUUUUUGAAUGUAAGUUAAUUCUUCCUUUUAAAAGGUUAUCUGUAUCAAGCUUUAUCCUUUCUGCUUUCUCCUAUGAAAAGUGAAAUGUAUGCUUGUUAGUAUUGAUUUUCUAUAGGUUAUGUGAUUCGAUUUUUAAAUCCUAGCUUAGGGUUAGAGAAACAAAACUUAUCAUUAUCAUCAUCUUUAAAAUCAGGGUCUAAAAUACACAACUUAAUUUACUCACAAUAUUUACAAUGCAAAGUAAAUAGAUAUAAGUUAAGUUACAUUUUAGCGUUACCUAGGGCCUGUUAUUGUUUAUUUUAAAAUUAUGUAUUUUUAUUUAGUCUAUCCCGCUUGUUACUUAUCCUAUUACAUGGAACUUGUUAUUUCCAAAACCGUUACUAAACCAGUGGAAAAAGAGUGAAUUUUUGGCCUAAGCCUAGCUUAAAGUUAAAACUCUCAAGAUUGAACAUGCACAAUGCAUUUGGUAGUGAAAUUACAGUCCACAAAAUCAGUCCAUCCGACCCUUCAUCAGAAUUCCACGGGUUGGAUGCUGUUUUCAAAAAGCAGUAUUGCGAUGAGUCCAGCAUGAUAUCGCAGAAUUUGUUUGAACCUGAAGUGGAAAUUAUAGUCAAAGAGGAUUGGAAUUUCACCGAUGUCUUGGCUGACUACAUGUUAGCUAGCCGAGAGCUGAUAGGGUUUCCUGAUCUUCCAAGCCUUCUCGCUCCCACGGGGGCAUUUGAUAUGUACCUACCAAACCAGAUGCCAUACUUUGAUGGCAAAACCAUCGUGAGAAGGACAAGAGGACCGAGAGCCGUUAGAUACAUAAAAGAUGAAAACGGAGUGAAGUUCUACCUUUGUGAAUACUGCGAGUACAAGUGCAGAAGUCCAGGGAAUCUCGCCAAACAUGUUCGCCGCCACACUGGAGAAAAACCUUAUGUCUGUCCGUACUGCGAUUAUAAGGCUGCAGACAGAGGCAGUAUAAAAAGUCACGUAAGGAGACACACGGGUGAACGACCUUACAAGUGUACCUACUGUGAUUACAAGAGUCCCUACACUAGCACACUGAGGGCUCAUAUGAGGAAACACACUGGGGAAAAACCAUACUUCUGUACCAAGUGUGACUACAGGUGUUCUCAAAAAGGUGAUCUCGGCAUUCACAUGCGCAAACACUCCGGUCACAAGCCGUACCCGUGCACCGUGUGCAAACAGAGAUUCACCGUGAGCAGUGCGUUAGUCAACCACAUGCGAACGCACACUAAGGAGAAACCUUACAAGUGCAUCAUCUGUGGAGACACGUUCUCCCAAUCAGGCAAUCUCAAGAGUCAUCUGUUUAGUCAUACCAAGGCCAAACAGUUCAACUGCGAACACUGUAGCUACGGCACCAACCGCAAGAAACUACUAAUGAAUCAUGUUGCUAAACACGAGUCUGGCGAACUACCGACUCCCGAGCAAGAAGAAGAAGAAGAAUCAUCCGGGGAUGAAACCAAGUAGACUCUUCCUGAACCAAACAAUCCAAAGAGUAACAUUGUAAGCCUCGUAAGUGUGUAGGCAUAGUAAACCGGGAGAGAUAUUUUGAUAGGGUUUAGUUAUGAACAACGUUUUGCUCAUAAGGUUGUAUUUGUUUUGCAUUUGCAAAAAGAUGCAAGAUUAAUUUAUGAAAAGAACUGAACGAUCAAAACAUCUAUGGUUUAAAAAAACAAAUAUUAGCUUAACAGUUGAAGAUUUUUUCACCACACUAUGAUGUUUUUAGUUGUUUUACAUGGGUUAAUUGGUGGCUGAAAGUUACUUUUUGCUGGCUAUCAUCGUCGUUUGGGGACCGAGCAGGUUUUUACAUCCCUAGGGCCGCAAAAUAAGAUGACCGCUUACUUUCUUAAAGUAGUAUCCAUAGCAUUGCAAUAGAAUUGUUCUAUUGUCACCGCUGCCUAGCAACUAUUUAUUUUUUUAUUUGCUGAUACCUCGAAUUAUUCCUUCAAAUAACCUUAAAGUUUUAGUUGUGUUGACUGUCAGUGUGCAUUAUUAUUGUGGUAAAUAGUGGUAAUAAAGUAUAGUGUGGUGAAAAAUAGCGUUCGUACCACGGACCGAAAGGGUUUUGCAGCUCUCGAUCGAUUUUCGGCCCUAGGUGCGAAAUAUUCUAUUGUUGUGCAACUGAAUGCAAAAAAGCUGCCUAUGAUGGGUUUGCGUUCUACCAUUACUGGUAAUUACUCAGUUCGGUUCAUUCUUGUUCUGUAUGGUCAUACCCAAUGCUUGUUCGAAAUAGCAGACAAGACCAAAUACACCUGUCUUUUUUUUUCUACGGAAGAAAUUAAUGGGAAUAAUAAUUCUUCGAUGUAAUAUAUUAGUACUGUGCAGCAUGUUGUUCAAACUUGAAACUUAAAUGAAUGAAUCGUGAGAGUUUGAUUUCAUUUGAAGCCAUUUGAUCCUUAUGUUCAACGCCAUAAAAAAGAAAGAAAAUGAUCUUAACACAGUUAGGUGGUUGAAUUUUAACUCCUUAGAUUCGUAAAUUUAAUUCUCGCAGGAUGUGAGAGGCGAUUCAUUUUACCAGUUUAAAAACAUGAUCAAUAAUUUUAAAUCUACUAUUUUCACGUUACCUAUUGUUAUUGUGACUGUUUCGUUUUAUUUAAAUAUGGUAUUUGCGAGGAAACAAAUGUCCCUAAGUACAAUCUUACAAUAACAUUUAAUAGCUGCUAAGGGAUGUACUUGUUUAUGGUUAAGGUAUGUCAAUGAAUAUCUAUUUUCCUAUUUAUUUUCAUAUGAUAGUUAUUUACUUGUAACUUGGAAACAAGAGUGAAAAUGGGCAUUUGUUAUGUUUAAAAUUGUGUUUCCUCCACCAGUCAUUUGUGAAACAAAUAACUCUGUAGUUAAAAAAAUUAACAGAAGAAAUCGACUUGGCAAAGUCACCUGUAUUUAGCGACUGCAAUAUUUCAGGGAAUUUUUAUAGAUGUGAUAUAAAGAUAAUCUUGCCAAACGUAGAAGCAAAUGUUAAAGUAGGUUUAUUUUGUUAUGUAUUUAAAGAGUUUUAUAACCAAACACGAUAUGCUUUAUUCAAUUAGUUACGAGCAAAAUUCUAGUCAACGGAAACCUGAUGCUUCACAAUCAAAUGUCUCUUAAGCUAGUCAGUAUUACCAAAUUUAUUUACGGAGUUUAUGGUAUAGGUUAUAUUUUUAAAUAUCGUGUAGUCGUAGACUUUAGAUCGGAGUAGACUCAAUGUAAUGCAAUAUUUGAUAAACUGUCUAAUAAUGAAAUAUUUGUUAUGUGUGGUGCCCAUAUUGUAAUGUACAGUAAAAUACUCGUCAGUCAUUAGAUAGGCAGACUGUGUAAAAACAUAUUCUAUGUAUUAAUGUC
Messenger RNA from Macrosteles quadrilineatus (aster leafhopper), 3532 nucleotides. Its product is annotated as zinc finger protein 239-like. The record is from RefSeq and is a predicted model, not a curated record. Gene Ontology annotation, biological process: regulation of transcription by RNA polymerase II. The transcript is spliced from 8 exons. Gene Ontology annotation, molecular function: DNA-binding transcription factor activity; RNA polymerase II cis-regulatory region sequence-specific DNA binding. The coding region runs from base 659 to 1681 and encodes 340 amino acids. NCBI's taxonomy places the organism in Eukaryota, Metazoa, Arthropoda, Insecta, Hemiptera, Cicadellidae.